GUAACAAGAAUAACGUUGAGUGCUAGUUUGUACAGAUAAUCACCAACCGACUUUUGAAAACGAUUUUUAUCUAUCCAUUUCCUAAAUUAACCUCACUUUUUAUAUUUUCUUCUUCUUCUUUAUUCUUUCAAUCCAUUUUCAAUUUCUCUCUUUAUCUUCACCAAACCCUAUUUUUCAUCCUCUUCUUCCGUUCAUCGCCGUUAACGACUUUCCGUCGAAUCAACCGUUCAACCGCGUCGCGUAUCGUCGUCGGAUAAGGUUCGCCGGGCUGUUCAACAUGGAGUGGGUUGUCGGCGGCAAGUUUAAGAUUGGUCGCAAAAUCGGAAGCGGUUCGUUUGGUGAAAUUUUCGUCGCUUCGGAUAUGGAUAACUCUGAGAUCGUAGCUGUUAAAUUGGAGAAGAAGAAUACAAGGCAUCCACAACUAUUGCAAGAGGCCAAAUUGUACAGUAUUCUUCAAGGAGAAAGUGGUAUUCCAAAUAUGAAAUGGUGUGGUACUGAUGGAGACCAUAAUGUUCUGGUUAUGGAUCUUUUAGGAUGUAGUCUGGAAGAUCUUUUUGUCUUCUGUGGGAACAAGCUUUCUUUAAAAGCAGUUUUGAUGUUGGCCGACCAGAUGCUUUCGAGAAUAGAAUACAUGCAUUCCAAGGGAUUUUUACAUAGAGACAUUAAACCAGAUAACUUCCUAAUGGGUAUUAGGAGAAAAUCAAGUCAGGUUUAUAUUAUUGAUUUCGGACUAGCAAAAAGAUACCGGGACCCAAAAACAAAAAAGCAUAUUGCUUACAGAGAAAAGAAAAAUUUAACAGGGACUGCACGAUAUGCAAGUUGCAAUACUCACUUAGGAAUUGAGCAAAGUCGCCGUGAUGAUUUGGAAUCUAUUGGCUAUGUUCUUAUGUACUUCUUAAGAGGAAGCCUUCCUUGGCAGGGAUUGAAAGCUGUCACCAAAGAGGAAAAAUAUAACAAGAUUCGGGAGAAGAAGUUAUCAACUCCCAUUGAGACGCUCUGCGAAUCAUAUCCUGUGGAGUUCGCUUCUUACUUUCAUUAUUGUCGCUCUUUGGCAUUUGAUCAAGAUCCAGAUUAUGGAUUCUUAAAGCGUCUGUUUCGUGAUUUGUUCACUUGUGAAGGAUAUGAGUAUGACAAUUUAUUCGACUGGACCAUCCUAAGAAAUCGGCAGGUGCAACAGACAAGGAGACAGAAUCAAUCAUCUACUUCAGAUGCCGUGCCUAGUGCUGUUCCUAGCAGUAUGGAACCAUUGGCUGUGGAAAAGCGCACAGGAAUCAAUAAUUCUCCUCAAUUUCCUGUAACAAAACUGCUAACGAAUCUUGAUCGUUCAAACACGCGUGUGCAUCCUAAGCCAUCCAAUGUUAAGAAACCGAAUGCCAGGAAUCAUACUGAAAAACAUAAUGUAAACAAUGGUUCAUCCACUUCAUCUGCCUUGCAAAAAUCAACUACAGGAGUUGUCUCCAAGCCUGAAAGGUCCACAGGAACCUCAAACCUAAGUCGUGUAUUUGGUAGUAACUCCCAUGUUUCAAGCAGCUGGAUGCCUUCAUUGCGACGGAUUUCUUCAACCAAAUAACAGAUAGUAUUUUGGAGGAGUCCCUUGGAGCUUGUUUUAAUUUUCAGUGUUGCAAAUCACUCACCUUACCAGAAGAACCAUAGACUGUAAUGACAACCAAGAUUUCUGACAUGAUUAACUUCCUAUACACGGUACCUUCAUAUCAAGUUUACUUCUAUCAAAUUUACGACUUGUCACGCGAUAAGUGUUGGAGAGAGGGAAACAUCAAUGGUUUAAACAAUUUUGAAGAACAAGGCAUGGCGGUGGAUACGAGCGAGACUAAGUCUGGCUGGUUUAUUAUUUUCUUGGUCAUUUGAUUUUCUUUCACGCAUUUAGAACAGAAAUUCCACUGUCUCUUCACGUGUACAGUUAGGUUUGCUAGCAUUCAAUUUGAUUGUAACCGAUCCCCAACAAUUAAAUUAUUCACAGAUCAAUCCUAUUCAUAGUUUAUUAAAACAGAUAUUUUGUGUUUA
Molecule: messenger RNA, 2022 nt
Organism: Lathyrus oleraceus (garden pea)
Lineage: Eukaryota; Viridiplantae; Streptophyta; Magnoliopsida; Fabales; Fabaceae
Exons: 15
Coding region: 278-1570 (430 amino acids)
Biological process (GO): protein phosphorylation
Molecular function (GO): protein kinase activity; ATP binding
Source: RefSeq, a predicted model, not a curated record